AUGAUGUGGAAAGGACCCAACAGGAAGUCAAACCAGAAACUCAAAAUUCUUGAUUCUGGAAGUCUUGUGCAGAAAUUUCGGCCUAUGGUGCAAUACAUAGGUGCUCAAACUGUGCACAUUGUUGGAGAUAGCCUGGGUUGGGAAAUACCCCCAAAUAACUCAGUCUCAUACACCAAUUGGGCUGCAGGCAAAUCCUUCAUGGUUGGCGACAUCCUAGUGUUUAACUUCAUGACCAACCAACACGACCUCCUCCGAGUACCAAAAGCCUCCUACGAUGGAUGCAGCGAUGACAAUGCCAUAGGCAGUGCCAUCACAACUGGACCUGCAAACGUGACUCUCGACUCUGCAGGCGAGCACUACUACAUUUGCACCUUCGGCAGACAUUGCCAAGCGGGCCAGAAGCUAGCCAUAACAGUCUCAGGAACGCCAGGGGCCAACCCGCCAACUUCCAGCCCACCAACCACUCCUACAACCCCUUCUCCCACCUCGAGUCAGCCUGAUGCAUGUGCACCAACUCCAUCUUCAGCUCCAAAUGCUGGUGAGCCUGUGGCGGCACCUCCACCUGCUGGAACCCCUCCUCCACCUUAUUCUUCCUCAACAUUUGUGUUUACGAGCUUCUUACCAGCUCUGCUGUCCAUUGGAGCGGCUUUAGUUAUUUAA
Molecule: messenger RNA, 660 nt
Organism: Fraxinus pennsylvanica
Lineage: Eukaryota; Viridiplantae; Streptophyta; Magnoliopsida; Lamiales; Oleaceae
Source: the annotation of a GenBank genome assembly